This is a messenger RNA of Achroia grisella, 2243 nucleotides long. RefSeq lists its product as uncharacterized. Gene Ontology annotation, biological process: DNA integration. The record is from RefSeq and is a predicted model, not a curated record. Lineage: Eukaryota; Metazoa; Arthropoda; Insecta; Lepidoptera; Pyralidae. Bases 48 to 2078 code for a protein of 676 amino acids. Gene Ontology annotation, molecular function: nucleic acid binding. The transcript has a single exon.
UUCAAAAGAUCAGUACGUUUAGACUUCCGCGUUGGUUCUUUACUGACAUGUGUGACAAACAAGUUACAGAACUACAUGUAUUCUGCGAUGCAAGUAGUAAGGCAUACGCAAGCGUUGCUUACCUUCGUGUCAAGAUGGUAGACGGAAGCUGUCACGUAUCCUUCAUCAUGGCACGUGCUCACGUCGCUCCGCUGAAGGUGAUGAGUAUACCCCGACUCGAGUUGCAAGCUGCACUCAUGGGUGCUAGGCUAGCUCAAACCUUGAAGAGACACUUUGACACAAGCGUAACGCUAUGGUCUGACUCUAAGACUGUUUUAAGCUGGUUGCGUUCUGAUAGCGGUCGUUUCAAGCCUUUCGUCGCUCAUCGUGUCAGUGAGAUCUCCGAGAUAACCGACGUCAAUCACUGGAGGUGGGUACCAUCAGGACUGAACGCUGCAGAUGACGCUACAAGAGACACGACAAUUGAGGACAACGUGAGGUGGCUACAUGGACCACAGUUUCUUCGUAUGUCUAAGCAGUUCUGGCCAUUAGAAGAUAACGACGUAGCUGUGGAUCCUACAGACAUUGAAGUAAAAACUCUCUGCGUCUUAACAGUUGUACCUUUCGAGCUACCUGAUAUCAGCCGCUUUUCUAAAUUCUGGAGGCUAGUAAGAAGUACCGCCUGGUUUUUUCGAGCUGUAUACAACUGGUCCCACAAAGACAAUAGAAAGAAGGGUGAAUUAACAGUAGACGAAAUUAAAAUAGCAGAAAAGUCGUGGAUUAAAGAAAGCCAGGGAAACUUAUUCCAUAAUGAAAUAAGUUGUUUGAAGAAGUCUGGACAGGUUGACAAAGACAGUUGCUUGCGACAGCUGACACCUUUUUUAGACAAAGACGACAUUCUUCGCGUUGGUGGGAGGAUUAGUGAGGCCGACGCUAAUAGUGAUACUAGGCACCCCAUCAUUUUGCACCCAAAAGACAAUUAUACUCGUCUGCUAAUGCACCAGUAUCAUCAAGACGCAGCCCAUACAGGACGAGAGCUGGUCUUCAAUAAUUUAAGACAGCGUUUUUGGGUAAUUGGUGGAAGAAAUGCUGUCAAAUCUGUCUGGAACGACUGUCAAGCAUGUAAAAUAAGAAGAGCAAGACCUGACCCACCUUUAAUGGGACAACUACCCGAAGUACGACUGACAGCUGGUGGACGACCAUUCCAGUUUACGGGCUUGGAUUAUUUUGGUCCCAUGCUGGUGAAGGUAGGCUGUCAUCGUGAGAAGAGGUAUGGGGCUCUUUUCACCUGCCUCACGGUGAGGGGAAUCCAUAUUGAAGUGACACAUGACCUGUCGACUAGUAGCGCGAUUAUGGCUAUCCGACGAUUCAUAGCCCGACGUGGAUGCCCAAGACAAAUAUGGAGUGACAACGCCACUACUUUUAAAGGAGCCGACCGUGAGCUUAAGCAGUCCGUAGCAUCCUUAGAUAAGGACGAAUUACUUCGUUUUGGCACUGUAAAGGGCAUCGACUGGCAUUUCAUCGCACCCAAUGCUCCUCACAUGGGAGGCUGUUGGGAACGAAUGGUGAGAUCCGUCAAGACAGCGCUUCAUAUCACUCUAAAAGAGACGGCCCCGAGUGAUCAAGUGUUGUCUACGUUACUUGCGGAGACAGAACAUUUUGUAAAUAACAGACCCCUGACGUACGUACCGAUUGACAAGGACGACGACUUACCAUUGACACCAAACAGCUUUUUGAUGACCAAGACUGAUUCUGUUGACUUACCUGUUAGUACCUGUAAUGACGGUGAGGUAUUGCGACGAUCCUGGAGGCACUCUCAACGGCUUGCCGACUUGACCUGGAAACGCUGGAUCAAGGAGUACCUCCCAACUUUGACACGACGAGACAAAUGGUUCCAGACUGAGACACGACCACUGACUAUCGAUGACAUUGUCAUUGUGGUCGAUGACCAACUUCCCCGCAACCUGUGGCCCAAAGGACGAGUGACAGCUGUGUACCCUGGGAAGGACGGUAGGGUCCGAGUAGCUGACGUGCUGACUUCGACCGGACUAUAUAAACGGCCAGCAACGAGGCUCGCCAGACUGGACGUCCGCACUUAGAGUAUUGGUUUCCAAUACUGGAGGUGGGGAUGUUGCGGCCUCCUUGACAGGACUGCUUGCUGGCCGGAUAUAAGACGUAACUAGGACAGACGAAAGAAUUGACAAGACAGACUCGACAAGGAAAAAAGACGGACGAUUACAUAGAUAUUUAAAUUAUUAUAUUUU